Messenger RNA from Loxodonta africana (African savanna elephant), 695 nucleotides. It is a transcript of the gene MRPL21, whose product is annotated as mitochondrial ribosomal protein L21. The record is from RefSeq and is a predicted model, not a curated record. Bases 18 to 644 code for a protein of 208 amino acids. Gene Ontology annotation, cellular component: ribosome; mitochondrial large ribosomal subunit. The transcript has 7 exons. NCBI's taxonomy places the organism in Eukaryota, Metazoa, Chordata, Mammalia, Proboscidea, Elephantidae. Gene Ontology annotation, molecular function: structural constituent of ribosome.
GCCGCGGCUGCAGGAAGAUGGCGGCGGCCGUAGUAGCUUCGGUUUUGAGGGUCAACCUCGGGCGGCUGGCGUCUGAGUGCCGCCGCAGCAUCCUCAGAGCACCCGGCCCCGGAGCGGCUCCCCUCUGGUCCGCUGCUCGGCAGCUCUGCUCCCAGAGCUCUUCACUUCCACAAGGAUACGUUCCUAAGACCUCCCUGAGCUCGCCACCUUGGCCAGAGGUCGUGCUGCCCGACCCCGUUGAGGAGGUGAAGCACCACGCAGAGGUCGUGGGCAAGGUGAAUGAGCUGAUCGCCACGGGCCAGUACGGUAGGCUCUUUGCUGUGGUGCACUUCGCCGGCCACCAGUGGAAAGUGACCAGUGAGGACCUGAUUUUGAUUGAGAAUGAGCUGGAUGCCGCCUGUGGCGAGAGGAUCCGCCUGGAGAAGGUCCUGCUGGUUGGGUCUGACAACUUCACGUUAGUUGGCAAGCCGCUCCUUGGAAAGGAUCUUGUUCGAGUAGAAGCCACAGUCAUUGAAAAGACAGAAUCAUGGCCAAAAAUCAAUAUGAAAUUUAAGAAAAGGAGAAACUACAGGAGAAAAAAAAUUAUUGUCACAGCACAGACUGUGCUCCGGAUAAACACCAUCGAGAUUGCGCCCUGCCUGUGACUGGAACUCAUGUUGACAGAAGCAGAAAAAUAAACUCUGCUUUUCCAAGGA